Messenger RNA from Octodon degus (degu), 4797 nucleotides. RefSeq names its product Rho guanine nucleotide exchange factor 37 (gene Arhgef37). Lineage: Eukaryota; Metazoa; Chordata; Mammalia; Rodentia; Octodontidae. The coding region runs from base 50 to 2068 and encodes 672 amino acids. The record is from RefSeq and is a predicted model, not a curated record. Gene Ontology annotation, cellular component: cytoplasm. The transcript has 13 exons. Gene Ontology annotation, molecular function: guanyl-nucleotide exchange factor activity; protein binding.
AGGAUCGUUGUGAGUUCGAGACCAGCCUGAGCUACACACAUCUGCAGACAUGGCCCACCAUGGUGCAGAUGCGUCCCCCUCAGAGAGCCUGGAUGGUGAAGGAGAGAGCCCUGAAGACAGAUACUCGCUGCAUCAGAGCCUGGCCGUCAGGGAGCUCAUAGACACCGAGGGCUCCUAUUUGCACAUGCUCCAACUCUGUGCCUCGGACAUCAGGAGCCGUCUUCAGCAGCUGCCACAGGGAGAUCUGGAUGUCCUGUUCUCCAACAUCGAUGAGAUUGUCCAGGUGAGCACCAGAUUUCUGCGAGGUCUGCAGGAGACAGCCUCCAAGGAAGAGGAGCAAGUGCACCUAAUUGGUAACUUAUUUCUGGAAUUCCGAGAGGAUUUUGAGCAAGUAUAUAAGGUCUACUGUGCCAACUAUGACCAGGCCCUGCUGCUGCUGGAAGCGUACCGGAAGGAGCCAGAGCUGCAGCAGGAGAUCCAGAGCAUCAUCCAGGCUGUGCUGCCACAAGCUGGACCUUCAGGCCUCAGUUUUGUACUGGUAAUUCCCCUGCAAAGGAUUACCAAGUACCCACUGUUGCUGCAGAAAAUCCUGGAAAACACACUUCCUGAUGCCAGUGCCUACCCUGUCCUUCAGAGGGCAACGUCUGCCCUCCAGGACGUGAAUGCCAACAUCAAUGAGUACAAGAUGCGCAAGGAAGUGGCCUCCAAGUACACCAAGGUAGAGCAGCUGACCCUCCGGGAGCGGCUGGCCCGAAUCAACACACACACCCUCUCCAAGAAAACGACCCGGCUAAGUCAGAUGCUGAAGCAAGAGGCCGGGCUGGUGCCCAGGACAGAGGACAAGGAAUUUGAUGAUUUAGAGGAGAGAUUCCAAUGGGUGUCUCUGUGUGUGACUGAGCUGAAGAACAACGUGGCUGCUUACAUGGAUAACUUUCAGGCUUUCCUUCACUUCCGGCCUCAUGAAUGUGACCUGGACAUUCCCAGCGGGCCUGCAGUGCAGUAUUGCAGCCUGGCUAGAGACCUCCAGCGCGAGGCCUUCCUGGAGUUUAAGCAGCGGCUGGAAGGCCUGGUGUGGCGGCCACUGCUGAGCCUGGCCAGAGCCCUGGCCGGUCCUCAGAACCUGAUCAAGAAGCGUCUAGAUAAACUCUUGGACUUCAAGAGGCUAGAAGAGAAGCUGUUGGAAGUGGGCAGCAUGACCUAUGAGGAGGAGGCAGCGCGGCACACAUACCAAGCCCUCAAUGCCCUCUUAGUGGCUGAGCUCCCACUGUUUAACCAGCUGGUGGUGCAGUGGCUGAGCCAGAUCCUGCGUACUUUUGUGGCCCUGCAGAGAGACCUUGCAAAGCAAGUGCUACAGAGGGCAGAGGGCAGCAUAGCCCAGCUGCCCCACCACCACAUGUCAGAGCCUGUCUUCAGGAAGCUGGUGGAGGACAAGCUAGGCCAAUCCCGGAGCCAGCUUCGUUCCUUUCGAGAGAACUUCGAGAAAGUGCUGCCACCUCCCUCAUCACAACCACUCCUGCCAGGCUCGGAGCACCAGGUGCAGGCUCUCCUGAGCAAGUACGGUCCUGGGAAGCUUUACCAGGUGACAAGCAACAUCAGCGGGGCAGGGACUCUGGACCUGACACUGCCACGGGGCCAAGUCGUGGCCCUCCUUCAAAACAAGGACACCAAAGGCCACAGCAGCCGCUGGCUGGUGGAUACAGGAGGACAUCGGGGCUAUGUGCCGGCUGGGAAACUGCAGUUUUACCACGUCGUUCCCAAGGAGGAGCUCAGAGGACAAGCAGGGUGGCAGCAGGGCUCCCAUGAUCUAGCACCAGAGUCUGCCCCCACCCCAGUGCCCUCGGUUCCAGCUGUGACCCAGGUGGUAGCAGCGUACCCCUUCACGGCCAGGAGCACACAUGAAGUGAGUCUGCAGCCAGGCCAGCCCGUGACCGUCCUGGAGGCCCACGACAAGAAGGGGAACCCGGAGUGGAGCCUGGUGGAAGUGAACGGACAGAAGGGAUAUGUGCCUUCUGGCUUCCUGGCCAGGGCCCCAAACCUCGCCCCGUGGGGCUGGACUCUGCCCUCCUAGGGGCCGUCCCUGGAAUGGGUGGGGCUUAGAGGCUGUGACCCUGUUAAGAAGUAAAGCAAAGAAAGUGCAGGAGUGGGAAAUGGGGGAAUCAGGCCAGGUGAGUGGAGGCGCCUGGUGUGGGAGGCCCCGAUCACUCGUGUCUGCGUAAGAAAGCCUGUGCAACCUAGGGUCCUGGCUGAUUGGCUCGGACUUGCCAUAGCGUGUAGCCGGUCUUAUCUGUGCCUCUGUCUGGGCCUGGCCAUGGGGAGGGGUAGCCCCGGUGAGUGCCACCUGUGUGCUCUGUGGUUGCAGGGAAGGGGCUGGAGAUAUACAGGAUUGCCUGGCCCUAGUGUGUACUUCCUCUGUGUGGACUCUGAGGACACCAGGGCUGGCUGGUCAGUUUUUGUUUUUCCAUGUUGGGAUCUGAGUUAUCUUGGACAGUGAACCCCUGAGAGUCCUCUUAGUGUCAGUGGAGAGGUUCCCAGGGGAGUCUUCCUGGACCUGGGAGUGGGUGUGACCCAGUCACAGCUCUGGAAUGUGUAGGCAAAUUCUCAGCAGACUCCAGGACACAGGGGAUUUUGAUGGCAUGUUAGGUAAGGUGUAUAAUACUGCCGGCAGCGAUUGGAGCAUGCCACUGUUUUCCCUGGAGUAGGAGCAUGCAAAUCAGUGCAGAAACUCUGAGGACGCUGACUGCAGUCUGGUGGGUGGGGAGGUGAGGUAAUGCCAUAGCUUCCUGUUUCUGGGUGGAAUAGCUGGGGAGCCCCGUAGUUUCAGGUUGCCUCCCUGGGCCUGGAGGCAGCAGGAAGCCCAAGGUCAGUUGGCUGUGGCCUUUGACAUAGGAUGCUACACCAGUUCUCCCAUCCAGGUUGUGAGACUGGCUAGGGGCUAAGUGUGCAGAGGUUCCUUGGAAACUGUAAAAUGUGACACCAGAAUGAGUGCCAUCAGUGGUGUUAGGAUGGCCCCGGGCAUCCGCUGACCUGGACUGGCAGGUGGGCAUGCUGCCAACCCUGAUGCCCAUGCCCAUGGCAGCAAACAUAGGCCAUCAGCAUAGCGUCUUUUUUCCUUAAACCCAGCCUGUACUUGGGGUCUUUCUCAAUGUGUUCAUGGUGGAUUAAUAAUAAGGGUACAUUCUCAGGCAUGUUUGUUAAGAGAUUGUGUUGCAGGACUGGCAUAGGUUGUAUUCUUACAAGCUUACUAGCUCUGAUACCACUAGACAGCAUAAUAUAUGGGACCUCCGGCAGACAUGCUGUUUGUAGGUGGCUAUGCAGCAUGGGACUGUGCUGCCUCCUCGGUGGCUGGUCCCUUGAACUCUUGAGUGAGUCACCCCUAUCUUGAGCCUGGAAACCGAGAUGCCCCACAAAUUAUGUCCUGUCCCAGGACACUGGCUACUGGGGCAGUGCUGGGUGUGGUGUUGGACCAAGGUACAUCACAGGCUUCUCAGAAAGGGGAGAAUGUGACACACUGGCAUCGUCAUGUAGCUUUUACAGGUUUGUAACUGGCCCUCACAGAAUGUGUGUGGCACAGGUGACAAUUUAGAUUUAUUUCCAAGAAAGUCUCUGUUAUAGCAAGAGUGCUGAACACUGUUAGCUCUGGUAUCUGAAGGCCUCUUGAGAAAAAAAAAAACAAAAAACAAAAAACAUAGCUGUCAGUGUCAGACAGUCUACAGUGUGCUACCCUCGGCCUGUAUAAGCAGGAAGAUGCUGCAUAAAGCCAGAGAACCUCAGCCCCCACAAUCCAUUUCCCAGCCCCAUAUUCACUUCACAAGAUGCUCUUGAUGCAUUUUUUUCUUUCCUACUCAGAUUUCUGAUAAAAAUAGGGAUCACAGGAGAAGAUAUUACGAAGUGUGCUAAGUAUUCUGAUCAGGAGCCCACUGUGUGCUGGGGUCCUGGCUUGGGGAUUCUCAGCCCAGCUGCUCUGUCUUUGCUUGGGAAUCUUUAGACCAGAAGUCAAAGCUAGCCAGAGAGGCUCCUGGGGUGGCCUGGGCCCUUCUCCUCAGGAACCUCCCCAGCCAGGCCGAGGACCUCUGCCCUAGAUGCACAUGGUGGACAAACAGACCUGGGGUCAGAGAUGGCACAGGGCAAACUAAGAUGAGCCCCACCUGAGCUUUGUACAGGCUGUUUAAACAGGCAGCAUGUGAGGUGGUUUGAAACAGGACAGCCUGUUCUGUCAGGUCCCAGAAUGUAUAUUUAUUAAGUGCCGUUGAAAGGGACCUGAACAAAAUUGGAUGUUCUCAUGGGCAUAGGGAGAAAAAUGAAAUCCGUGUGGAACCAAGGCUCUCUUAUGAAGGGAAAAUAAAAAUGUAUUCAGUUGCAUGUGGGUUAUGGUUUCUCAUAGACCAGGGGAUGAGAUUAAAAGUCAGUGAAGAGUGAGAAAAUGUGUAUUGGGAAGGUGGAGAAUGGCCUGCGCUUUCUCCAGGGGACUGCAUAAUGUGCCUUUUUACCCCCAGGUGCCCAGAACCGUUGUACUGUACCUCACUUAUUUCCCUGUUGGGCAGUCACACCCAAACUGGCUGAGAUACUUGCCUCCUAGCUGAACAGCCUUCCAGGAGAGGAAGACUGGUUCACAAGGGCACUCCUGCCCUCUGCAGCAGUGAGAUGUCUUUAACUCUCUGGGCGCCAGUGCUGUUUUGGAUGUGAGGGCUUGACUGCAGGGUCUGGGGAAAGAUGAAUGGGUGCCCUGAUUGGUAACAUGAAUGUUGGCUCGCUGAGUAACCGAUGGGAACUGCUGGGAAUAAAGGGCUUCAAAGAUGA